AAUAAUCGCCGAAAAUAAGUUUUUUGUUUCAAUUUCAAUUUAUUGGAAAUUACAUGAAAACUAAAUGAUGUUGCGCCAAACGCUGCCGCGGAACACCCGCUCACAAGGGCUGGUUAGACAAAUGGCCGUUAUGGCCAAAUCGCUAAAGUAUACACAAUAUGGUGAGCCGCAGGAUGUGUUGCAUCUGGUAGAAACACAACUGGCGGAUCCAAAGGACAAGCAGGUGCUGGUGAAAAUAUUGGCUGCUCCAAUAAAUCCCGCCGACAUCAAUACCAUACAGGGUAAGUACCCGGUGAAGCCGAAAUUUCCGGCGGUUGCUGGCAACGAGUGCGUCGCCGAGGUGAUUUGUGUGGGCGACAAGGUCAAAGGACUGCAGCCAGGCGAACAUGUUGUGCCUCUGACAACUGGACUGGGCACCUGGACCACCCAUGCUGUCUACAAUGAGGAUCAGCUUUUGGCUGUUUCCAAAAACGUGGGACUGGCUGAGGCAGCCACUAUAACCGUUAAUCCAUGUACAGCCUAUCGGAUGCUCAGGGAUUUUGUGAAGUUGUCACCGGGGGACACGGUCAUACAGAAUGGCGCCAACAGCGCCGUAGGCCAGGCGGUGCAUCAACUGUGCAGGGCUUGGAACUUGAGGAGUGUGGGAAUAGUGCGCGAUCGACCAGAAAUUGGGGAGCUCAAGCAACAACUAGAGUGUUUGGGCGCCACAGUCGUGCUAACGGAAGCAGAGGUACGCACCACGGACCUAUUCAAAUCGGGUACCUUGAAAAAACCAAAGCUUGCUUUUAAUUGUGUCGGGGGAAAGAGCGCUACAGAAGUAACGCGCCAUCUGGACAAUGGCGGCAUUAUGGUUACCUACGGAGGAAUGUCACGCGAACCGGUUACGGUAGCCACUGGCCCACUCAUCUUUAAGGAUAUUGCAUUUCGUGGAUUCUGGAUGACGCGCUGGUCCAAGGAAAAUUAUGACGCACCUGAGCGUCUUCAAAUGUUUAAGGAGCUCUGCGAACUCGUAGAGCAAAGGAAGUUUGUGGCACCACCACAUGAAAUGGUGCCGUUGGACAAGUUUAAGGAGGCAGCGUCAGCAGCUCUCACCUUUAAGGGAUUUACCGGCAAGAAGUACAUACUGAACAUGAGUUAAUGAGUAUACAGUCAAAGCGUAGCCUUUUUUGUUUAUUUUUAAAUGUGUGUAGAUACUGGUUGAACCUAAAAAUUGUCUAUAAUUAAAUAUCGCUAAUUCAUCUCGA
Scaptodrosophila lebanonensis is the source of this 1244-nucleotide messenger RNA. RefSeq names its product enoyl-[acyl-carrier-protein] reductase, mitochondrial. Gene Ontology annotation, molecular function: trans-2-enoyl-CoA reductase (NADPH) activity. The transcript has 2 exons. The coding region runs from base 65 to 1138 and encodes 357 amino acids. Gene Ontology annotation, biological process: fatty acid metabolic process. Lineage: Eukaryota; Metazoa; Arthropoda; Insecta; Diptera; Drosophilidae. The record is from RefSeq and is a predicted model, not a curated record. Gene Ontology annotation, cellular component: mitochondrion.